Molecule: messenger RNA, 1699 nt
Organism: Striga asiatica
Lineage: Eukaryota; Viridiplantae; Streptophyta; Magnoliopsida; Lamiales; Orobanchaceae
Source: the annotation of a GenBank genome assembly
UUUUCAAAUGCUGACACGUGGCCAAUACAUGGAGCAAGAAUUACUUAAAUGCCCAAUUUGCUCUUAUUAUCAUUUUUUCUAAUGUUAGGUGCCAAAAUGGCAUCGUUUCUUUGGCGUGUAACAUCGCCUGAUUUUCUGCCCGUGAAAUCUGGGACAUGCGAGCAUUGUUUAUUUCCUGCAUUUUGCAGAUGUGAUUGCCGUGAAUUAUGGUGGACUCUGCCGAAAGAGUGGUUGCUUAAUUCUUAAGCAAAAAAAUUGGUCAAAACUAUGCAAGAUUUUCUUUCACUCAUUCCCGUUCUUUUCUUCCAUCAAGCUCUAGACUUCUCCACCUUCUCCUCUCUGUACAACAACCGAUUUUAUUUCCAAAAUUAUGGUAAGGAAGAACAAUAAAUUCGAGAAGGAUGGAGAGAAGAAAGGGAAUUUGGCCUGCUUCUCGCAAGCGGCCGUCGUGGGUGACCGCCAGAUCCCAGCUCCACAGGCCACAAGGAUCGCCGCUUCGUCUGCCAUCGACUGAAAGAAGGGAAAAUUUCCAAAAUCAAUUAAAUCCUCAACAUGAUUCAACACAACGUGUCUCAAUUCAACUACGGAUUCUGCCACUUCAAGCAUCACGACCUGCUCCUACGUCGCCAUAGCUCUGCGUCUUUUGUUUAGACUUUCCCUCAUGUGGAGUUGGACGACGACCUCCAAAAGUACCAGCGGGAGAACUGCAGACUCUAAAAUUAAGAAGACCAUGAGAGCAUCAAAAACAGACUCGCUCUGGUUACAUGACCAUGCUCAAAAAUUUGCCGCAACUCCAAAGGGAUCCUGUCGGAUCAACAACGUUCGAUCUUCGCUCGAAGAUGCCGAACCUUUGCAGAUUACAACAUCAAGAAAGCUUGUGGAACAGAAAAAGCAGCAGGGAGCAGCUCGGAGUGAAGCUGCAGGUUGCCUAACUAAGCAAAAUAGAUCAUUUCGACGUAUCAAGGCAUCCGCCCUCCGCAACAGCCGUGAUUUAGUAGAAUCUGAUGGCGUAUCAUUAAAGCUAAUGUGGUUUUUUUGCCGGGCAAAUAUGAUCUUAAACAGCGUAAUCGUAGCAGAGGAGAAGCAUUUACCUCUGAUAAUCACAGACGAGGGUGAUAAGGGUAUCAGGGGUGCCUGGACAAUCCGACGACAUUCGAGAGUCUGGACAUGGAUCCGGAGCUCGAAGGUGAAGUUUCGCCUGCGAUAUGGAAUUACAAGACUCUCGGGUAAAAAAAAAAAUAUUGCGAUUUGGAUUAUUACAAUUUUACUUUUAUUAUUACAAGAGAUGUAUUUACAAGGUUACAAUUUUAUUUGAUUAUUACAAUUUUACUUUUAAAUUUUUUCUUUUAUUUCACUGAAAAAAUGGUUGAGUCUGACUGCACACAUUUAGGGCCAAAUCUCGCUUUCGAAAAGGGCAGGGGCAGAUAUUUUGGAUUUGUUAAGACUGCAAGUUAAUGAGGAAAUGUGGUGUAUAUUAUGAGCUCUAGCAGGACGCAAAAUCUGUAAAUUGAAAUUUAUCUCGUUUGUAUAGACAAUCAUAAAUUUGGAAGGGAUUAAGUUAAAGUAUUAUACGCUUCAAUCUUUAGUCAAUCACCUUUGGAGUUUUGAAUGUUAAUGGAGUUACUGUGCAAUAUUAUUCUAUAUAAACUCUUAUACAAUUAGCAGAGGUUGGGAAGUUGAUGACAUUGGUUGUUAGAUG